Messenger RNA from Purpureocillium lilacinum, 930 nucleotides. The record is from RefSeq and is a predicted model, not a curated record. NCBI's taxonomy places the organism in Eukaryota, Fungi, Ascomycota, Sordariomycetes, Hypocreales, Ophiocordycipitaceae.
AUGUCCGGCUCCGGAUACGACGCGGUGGUGGACGUGGACGAUGAGGUGAGCAACCAACAGCACGCCGGAGGCGACCUCGGCCACACAGACCUCCAGGAGGACCUCGAAUUCCACAACUCCAACUUCCAUGACAACGCGCCUGGCGGCCGCAAGGGCGCGCCCUCGAGCCUGCCCCCGCCUGUAACGGCUCCGUCGUCUUCGUCGUCGUCGAAGCGCUUCCUCUGGUCCAUGUCCUUUUACGCGCAGUUCUUCGACGUGGACACGUCGGCCGUGCUUUCGCGCUGCUGGGCGGCGCUGUACCCGCGGGCAAACUUCCUCGACGUGCUCGAAGGCAACCCGGACCUGUACGGGCCGUUUUGGAUCGCGACAACGGUGGUGCUGAUCCUGUUCCUGGGCGGUACCAUCAGCCAGUACCUGUCGACGACGGGGGGCACGCCGUUUGCAUAUGACUUUAGACUAUUGAGCGGUAGGUCCUCCGGAGUCGAGCGCGGCCGGCCUCAUCUACGGAUACACGCUCUUCAUCCCCGUGGCGCUGUUCCUCGCGCUCCGAUACUUUGGCAGCGAGUCGGCCAACCUGCUCGAGUGCUGGGCCCUGUACGGCUACUCGAACCUCAUCUGGAUCCCCGUCGCCGUCAUCAGCUGGUCGCCCAUCACCAUCCUCAACUGGGUCUUUGUGGGCGUCGGCUUCGGCAUGUCGGUGGCCUUUUUGCUGCGCAACCUGUACCCCGUCCUGAGCGCCACGGACCGCCAGGUCAGCAAGGUGCUUCUCAUCAUCGUCGUGGUCCUCCACGCCGGCCUGGCGCUCACCAUCAAGAUCCUCUUCUUCGCGCACGGCAGCCCCGUGGCGAGGGCCCCCGGGGAGGGUGGCCCGGACAACCAGACGGGCGACAAGACGCCGCCGGGUCAUGGCGCCUGCACUUGUGUAGGUGA